This is a messenger RNA of Panicum virgatum (switchgrass), 1561 nucleotides long. Its product is annotated as brain acid soluble protein 1-like. The record is from RefSeq and is a predicted model, not a curated record. Gene Ontology annotation, biological process: negative regulation of catalytic activity. Gene Ontology annotation, molecular function: enzyme inhibitor activity. The transcript has a single exon. Lineage: Eukaryota; Viridiplantae; Streptophyta; Magnoliopsida; Poales; Poaceae. The coding region runs from base 249 to 1223 and encodes 324 amino acids.
AACGAGGACACCUGUCGGAGGAGGCCCUCGUCAUCCUGGGAACCCAAGACCACCCAACAUGUGUCGCGGAUGCCACCUUCCACUCUCCAACAAUGGCGGGAUGCCAUACACGAAGACGAAGAGCAGGUCGCUCCGUGGCCUUGGGAAACCCCACGGUAUAUAAGCACCGUACCCCAGGAGCUAGCUAGCAGAACAGCCACGCAAAUAAAGAAAUCCAGCUCCAUUGAAUCCGAGCAUCAUCCUGCGCCAUGGCCAUGGCUCGCCGCUCCUCUCUGGCGCCUCUCUUCCUCCUCCUCCUCUCCGUCCUCGUCUCCGGCGCGGCGGCCGCCCGGACCGUGGCCGACAGCGUGCAGGUCGCGUGCAGCAAGUCGCAGUUCCCCAAGAUCUGCGCCGACGGGCUGACGGCCACGCCGGAGAGCCAGGCGGAUGCCCAGAAGGCGACGCCGCGGCGCCUGGCCGAGCUGUUCGCGGCCUUCGCGGCCGGGAAGGGCGCGGGCAUGGGCGCGUCCCAGGAGGGCAAGGCCAGCACCAAGGACCCCGCCCUGCUCAAGUGCUUCGACGCCUGCGGCGACGACGUCGACGAGGCCAUGGCGCACCUCAACGGCCUCAUCCGCGAGCCCACCGACGGCAAGUUCCUCGAGCUCAAGUCCUGGCUCGCCUCCACGCUCGGCGGCACCUCCACCUGCGAGGACGCCUGCAAGGACGCGCCCAAGAGCGCCGACAAGGACGAGAUCGUCGGCAACAGCCUCGAGUUCGAGAAGCUGCUGCGCGUCACGCUCGACCUCAUCACCGAGGCCUCCGGGUCCAUGUCCGCGGACAUCGCCCUGCCGCCCUCCGACGCCGCGGCCGCGCCGGCGUACGGCGCGGCCGCGCCCUUCGGCGGCGACGCCUCGCCGUCCUCCGGCUCCGACGCCUCGCCCUCGUCCUCGUCGGCAGACGCCCCCGCCUCGUCCUCGUCGGCGGACGCCCCCGCCGCCGCGGCAGAGGGACCUGCCGCCGCGUCCAAGUCGUACGGCGGCGGCGCCAGCGGCCCCGCCGCUGCGGACUCGCCGGCGGCCGCCGCGGAUGCGCCUUCGUCCGGCGAGGCCUCCAGCGCGCCGGCGCCGUCUGGAUCCUCCGCCGCCGAUGCCGAUGCGCCGGCCGGGGACUCUGCCGACGCGCCGGCGCCGGGGUCCGACGAGACCGCUCCCGACGACGACGCCAACGACACCAAGAAAGAGUGAUGAGCGCCACGGCGCGGGGCUUCGCCGCCUGUUCAAAGACGUUCUUUCUUUCCAUGGCAAAAUCUGCCGUCCUUUCCCCCCUCCUAACUACUACUACUACUAUUAAUUAUCCACUAAUAAUAAUGAAGCUUAUGAUUGGGCUGGCUAAGCACAACAUGAGGCCCAUUUAGAUGAAUGUGCCUACAUGGUGAGCCUGUGCUGGAGCAAGACCGAGGCCCGUGGCAGAGUUGACAUGUUUGUUUUAGCUUGUGGUUGUGCAAAGCAGCUUGCAGAUUAUAGAUUUUUUUUAAAAAUUUGGAUUGUAACAAUUUUCGAUUGUAAGAAGUCUCUGUUUGGCA